AUGCAUCAGAUUUACAGCUGCAGUGAUGAAAAUAUAGAAGUUUUCACCACCGUGAUCCCUUCCAAGGUGUCCAGUCCAGCCAGAAGAAGAGUCAAAAGUUCUCAACACCUCUUGACCAAGAAUGUGGUGAUCGAGUCAGACCUCUACACUCCGAGGCCCCUGGAGCUGCUGCCACAUCGCAGCGACCGCCGCGACGGAGAGGGCCGCAGGUCGGGCAGGCUCCACGGUGCUCGGCAGCAGGGACCCCACCUUGCCAAGGCCCCAGCCAGACCCGUGGGGAUUUCAGAACCCAAAUCAUCAAAUCUGUGUGGGAAUCGAGCAUAUGGAAAAUCUUUGAUUCCUCCGGUGGCCCGGAUCUCCGUGAAAGCCCCAGCCGCGCUAGAGGCGACAGCCACAGGCUCAGAGAACGGAGCUGUUCUGACAAGAGGAUCCAGACAUCUCAAGAAGAUGACUGAAGAGUAUCCAACCCUUCCCCAGGGGGCAGAAGCCUCCUUACCGCUGACAGGAAGUGCUUCCUGCGGUGUCCCUAGCAUCCUCCGGAAAAUGUGGACAAGGCACAAGAAGAAGUCUGAAUAUGUGGGAGCUACUAACAGCGCCUUUGAGGCUGACUAA
Puma concolor (puma) is the source of this 612-nucleotide messenger RNA. RefSeq names its product vexin (gene VXN). The record is from RefSeq and is a predicted model, not a curated record. Gene Ontology annotation, biological process: neuron differentiation; neurogenesis. NCBI's taxonomy places the organism in Eukaryota, Metazoa, Chordata, Mammalia, Carnivora, Felidae.